Molecule: messenger RNA, 1731 nt
Organism: Centruroides sculpturatus (bark scorpion)
Lineage: Eukaryota; Metazoa; Arthropoda; Arachnida; Scorpiones; Buthidae
Exons: 6
Coding region: 304-1383 (359 amino acids)
Source: RefSeq, a predicted model, not a curated record
AGGAGUGUAUAUGAGAGGCAGGGUGAGAAGGGGAAAUGUUUUGAUUUCAAGCGGAACUACACAUGCGUUACCAUGACAACCCAAGGUUUUUCGGACGUAUUUGAAACGAAAAACUCAUUUCCAUUACUUUAUAAAACGGAGCGAUGCAUUAAUCGGUACAAUGUUCGAUAGUAGUCAUAGCUUUUAUCUAAAUAAAUAUCUUUUACCGACAGUUUACGAUACUAUUAGGCUGCUCUUUUGAAACUUUACAAAGAGAUAGGGAGUGAAUUGUGUUGUCAACAUGAUUUCCAUUUCCAUCUGAAAAUGUUCAUAAUCCAAUGGAGUAUACCAUUAAUGUUAUCGCAACUUAUUAUGUGCGAUGUUACAACGGUUGCGAAUUAUACGGAUGCGAAAAAAUUCUCCUACCAUUGGAAAAUUAACAAUUUCUCUAAUAAAUCGCGUACUGCCACUGAAAAGUCUUCGCAAGCUUCGUUUCUUAAGGGUAUUCCUUUUGAAUUUAACUGUACUGUAAAAUCAGACUGUGAAAAUAUUGAUAGGAAUAUGAUUUGCUUUAAGAAUACAUGUUAUUGUGGACAAAAUUAUAUCUACAUUUACAGUAAUGAGAAAAGAUGUUUCAAAAAAGCAAAAAUAUAUGAAGAAUGUGUAUAUAAUUUUCAAUGUUCUUCCACAAUGCAUAAUACAUUAUGCAGAAAUGAAAAAUGCCAAUGCAUGUAUGGUUAUAUGUUUAAUGGAGUAGCAUGCACCAUAAGAAGAUCCAAAUCUAAAGGUGAAGAAAUAUACACUGCUGCUCUAGUAGCAGUUUCUUGCAUCAUGGUGGCAGUCACCUGCAUUCUUAUAGUAUGCGUUGUAAAAAAAUCUUCACAAUUGAGGAAUUAUCAGCAUAGAAAUUCUAGAAGUGGUCAGCCCAAUGAUGUUUUCACUAUAGCAGAUGAGAUUGCUGCUGUCAGAGCAGCCGAUAAACCUCCAACGUACGAAGAAGUAAUGAGGAACGAAGAAAUGAUGUAUGGAGUGCCGCCACCUGAUUAUCCUACUUCAUCAACGCUUCCUCAUUUUGAUUCUACCAUUUUCUUACCAGGACCAUCACAUCUAAAUACUUUACUAACAAAUACUAUAGAAAAUGAAAUAGAAAAUAUAAAUAAUGAAACAUCAGCUAAUUUUCAUCAAUAUCCAUCACUUUCUUGCAGUGAAGACAAUAAUCAACUAAAUAUAAAUCAUUGUUCUAGUGAAAAAGAUUCAGAAAUUAAAACUGAUAACGAAAUUACUAUUGUUAUAAACCAACCAAAUACUGAUGUAAAUACAAGACAAUCCGAGCAAACUAAUUCUACUUCGAGAGAGGGAUCAUCUGAAGCUUAUACAAAUUUAGCAUUUGAAACUGAUAUUUAAAUUAAUUUUAGUGCCUUAUAUAAAUCAAUUAUACAUAUAUCAAAAUAAAGUAACUCUUCAACAGCAAAUUUAUUUGUAAAACUAUUUAUUAUGAUUUAUUUAUUGUAAAUUUUUAUGCAACACUUAAAAUAAAACACAAUUUGUUAUAGUUUAAAAUGAAAUAAUCAGAUAUUUAUGGGAAAAAUCUGAGAAUUAAGCUAACUAGCUGCAUGUGCUUGGUAUUGCUUAGGCUUUUUAAAGGGUAGGAGAUUGGUGAGGUUGAGUUGAGAGAGGGUGAUAAAAACAAUGAUCUUAGUAACUGAAAUGUAUAUUUAUUGACCUCAGUAUUUACUAACCAAAUAUCUUACU